AUGGAAUAAAGUUAAAUUGUGGAUUUAGUACAAACUAAUAAAUUGCAGAUAUUUUCAUAUUUGUCUCAAUUAUAAUGAGUGGACACAAGCAAGGAAAUUGUAGUAAAGUUUCGGCCACUUCAGCCAGCUAUCAAAACACAUGGCUGACAUGGUGCCGUCUAUGUGCAAAGCAAGGAAAUAUUGGGCAGGAGCAUGAAAUUUUCUCCAAGAACGAUACUGGACAAGCCACCGCUCUUACAACAUCGAUAGGCAAAUAUUUUUGGGUGAACAUUAAAGUAGAGGAUGAAAUAUCUAAAAGUAUAUGUAAACAAUGCCGCAUAUUGGUAGAGGAGCUAUGUAACUUCACUGAACGUGUUAAUAAGGUGCAGACGCUGUUUUGCCUGCUACAGAACCUCCGACCUUCAUGUGAGGAAGAAGCUAGCAAAUUGAGGUCACAGUGCGGCCUUAUAAAUGAGCGCUGGGAACACAUAAUCAAAGUGCCCCAACCCAAACCCAUUACGGCCAAUCAAGAGGCUCAAACGGAUUUGGUAAUUUUCUUCAAUGGCGAUGCGAACAGAUCCAGCCAAGAAUCUGGCGAUGACAACAGUGAAGAAAUCGAGCGUCUGGCUUCGGAAGAGCAAAUUGAACAGGAAGAUGAAAUGGUGUUAAUGGAGAUGGAGAAUGCAGUGGAGCCAACUUUUGAAUGCAUACUUCCCGACGCAAAAUACAAAAGUGUAGCGAAAACCAAAAGAAAUGAUUUUGGCAAGUCCUCCUCAAAGCCAAGUAGACCUGUGCCAAAAAAGAUUUUUAUGAGCAAUGAAAAAUUGGAGCAGGAAAUGGAAUUGGAUGAAGGGGCUGAAAGGGAUUUUGAGUAUUUAGUGAACAACGAUGAUGAUUUGGUCGAGAUAGAUGAGAGUGAGUUUCGGCAAAAACCUGUGAAUGAUGACGUCGAUGUACAGGACAGCGACUUAUUUAAAGAGUUCAAGUACAAGGCAGAUGGCGAAGAAGGCGAGAGUGAAGUGAAUUGUGGUAGUAAUGCAGUAAAAGAAAAUGACUCAGAAUAUCACGAAAUUCAGGAAAUAUAUUCCGAGGGAGAGGUUGAUGAUUAUGUGGUAUUGGAAGAAGAUGAGCAAGAGUGCGAAGUAGAGCAAAGUAUAGACGAGCACUCUAAAUCCGGCGAUGAAAAGUCAACGGCGGUCAAUGCAUGCGAUUUACUUGUCAAGAGAAAACGAGGAAGGCCACCACUUUCCGCCAAAUCUGGACAGCGGCCUUCGUCUGCAUAUCGCUACCAGUGCAAGGAGUGUAAAAGAAAGUAUAAAAGUGCCAAUGUGUACCGCAAGCACAUGCAGGUAACGCACGACGUGGUUAUAGACAACACGACCGACUUUAUAUGUUCGAUUUGUCAAAAGAAUUGCCACACAAAAAGUCGCCUGCAGAUGCAUAAGAGAAAACAUUUGCCAGAUGACGAAAAAGCGACCGUACCUUGUCCUUACUGCGAUCGCGGAUUCUCCUUUGUGGAUGCAAUGAGGCGUCACGUCAAGAUUGUACAUCAGAACAUAAAGCCAUUCAUAUGUGAACAAUGCGGACGGACUUGCAAGACAUUGGCGGCUUUAAACGAACACUUGUUGGUGCACACCGAUGAGUGCCCCUUCAAAUGUGAGGUGUGCGGCAAAAGUUUUAAGAAUAACGCCAGGCUAAAGUCGCACAUGGACACACACAAUGAGUCGGAGUAUGCAUGCCCCGAAUGUGGUCUAAAACUCAAUACGAGAAGAACCCUUCAGCAACAUCGUCUCGUUCACACCGAUGUUAAGCGCUUCAAGUGUGAAUUCUGCGAUGCUGCCUUUAAGAGGACCAAAUCCCUUAAAAAUCAUCUGCUACUGCAUUCUGGCUUGAGGCCCUACAAAUGUCCCUUUUGUGACAAGUCCUUUUCAAAUGGUUCCAACUGUAGGUCACACAAACGGAGGGUGCAUCCCGCAGAAUUGGCCGAGGAAGAAGCCCUUGGAAAGAAAUCAGAUCCAGUGCCCAUUCCAAAGUUGGAAGAUCUCAAGGCAGCUAAAACGGCUGUUGUGCAACCUCGAAAAGUAAGACGAUCUGCACAUGGUGGCAAAGCAGUUAAACGACGAAACUCUGACGAUUCGGAUGACAUGGAUUCCUUUGCCAUGUCCGAGGUUCAUUAUGAAAUCAAGGGGGAACUGGGUGAAGAGGGCUUGGAUGAAAAUCACGAAGACGAUGGGUGUGAAGAGACUGUUAUCUACGAAAUAAUUGAUGAAAUUUAAACAAAGUCGAAAUGAAGACAUCAUGUAUUAUGUUUAUACAAAUUAUAAAAGCCUUUGUAUGGGAUUAACCUUUUCGCAUGCAAUGUGCCCCUUUUUUCUACCAAAACUCUUUAAAUAACCAACCAACCAACCAAAUUAAAUAAUAUUAAAUUUUGUAAA
Molecule: messenger RNA, 2414 nt
Organism: Stomoxys calcitrans (stable fly)
Lineage: Eukaryota; Metazoa; Arthropoda; Insecta; Diptera; Muscidae
Product: zinc finger protein weckle
Exons: 3
Coding region: 75-2255 (726 amino acids)
Biological process (GO): regulation of DNA-templated transcription
Cellular component (GO): nucleus
Molecular function (GO): DNA-binding transcription factor activity, RNA polymerase II-specific; RNA polymerase II cis-regulatory region sequence-specific DNA binding; zinc ion binding
Source: RefSeq, a predicted model, not a curated record